Messenger RNA from Exophiala bonariae, 1524 nucleotides. RefSeq lists its product as uncharacterized. The record is from RefSeq and is a predicted model, not a curated record. The coding region runs from base 1 to 1524 and encodes 507 amino acids. NCBI's taxonomy places the organism in Eukaryota, Fungi, Ascomycota, Eurotiomycetes, Chaetothyriales, Herpotrichiellaceae. Gene Ontology annotation, biological process: late endosome to vacuole transport via multivesicular body sorting pathway; vesicle budding from membrane. Gene Ontology annotation, cellular component: ESCRT III complex; multivesicular body. The transcript has 2 exons.
AUGUCCUCCCUUCUUGACUGGCUCGUUGAACACGAGCCUUCAUUCCGCAAAACCCGCCUUCCCUCCCUCUACUCCGACCUGACUGUACAACGCACCACCAAUCCCGAAGGCUACGCUGCCAAUGUAACAGCAUGGACAAGCGCUCUGACACGUCUCACUCUGGCCGCUCAACUCCCGCCCGAGCAACACUCCUUCAUCCUUAACACGUCCAACGACCUGCUCUCAGCGCUUGCGUCCCCAACCUAUGGCCAGCCGAGCGGUCUCGGCAGCGUGUUGGACGAGUGUGUACGGCAGGGCAAGAUGGUGGAUCUGAAAGACUUCAUGGCCGAUGGCCGCACAAGCAUCUUCAGUAAAUCCUGGAUUCCCAGCCCGUGGGCUGUAUUGAAAUGGGGACUGAGCCAGGUCGGUGUCGGGGGACCUGCAAAAUACGAUCUGGCUGGAGGCAGGCUACGAAGUGGAAAUCUAGUGGUCGUUGCCGCGCUGGAAGAGAGGUGGAAGCAAUUGCAGCAGGUCAGAGAUAAACGGCCACAGGGCCUAACGGACAGAAUUCUCAGUCGCGAAGCAUUUGUCCAAGAAGUGAACGCCACGACAUCAGAACAACAACUAUCAGACCAGGAUAUCAUAGUCUUGCUCCGCUACCUCUCCCUCGACAAACAAGUCCUCAGCUACGACGCCGACACGAUCAAAUUCAAAGCCCCAAAUGCAUCCACCACUCAGCAACCCGACCCCAUUACACAAGAAGACCGACAUAUUGCGUCUCUAAAACUACUAAUCAAGAAUCUUACCACCCAGGUCGACACCCUCAACGCCCGUAUCACGACCCUACAAACAACCGCGCGCGAUGCCGUGAAGCAACACAACAAAGUCACUGCCCUUUCGGCCCUGCGUUCUAAACAACUCGCUGAGCGGAACCUGACAUCUCGCUCCGCAACCCUCCAUCAACUCGAGGAAGUGUACACGCAGAUCGAAGCAGCAGUCGAUCACGUGCAAGUAGUGCAAGCAAUGGAAGCGAGUGCGGGGGUGUUAAAGGGAUUGAACAAGCAGGUCGGUAGCGUUGAUAGGGUGGCGGACGUGAUCGACCAAUUGACGGCGGAGAUGGGCAAAGUUGACGAAGUCACCGGCGUGCUGAAUGAGCCGUUGGACGCCAAGGCUGUGCUGGAUGAAGGGGAGCUUGAUGAUGAGUUGGAGGGUCUGGAACGCGAGGAGGUUCAGAAGGUGCAGGCGGAGGAGACGAGGCGGCGGCUGGCAGAGUUGGAGACAAUAGAAAGGGAGAAGGAGAAGGCGAAGGCGAUAGAAAUGGAGAGAUCGAAGGAAAACAACAUGAACUCGCAACUUCUUCUCAGCAACACGGAUAAACCAGCUCAACAUGAGAACGACGACUUUGAGAAAGACCUGUCAUCAAGCAUGGAGAGAUUAAAAGCUCUGGACUUAUACGCUCAGAGCCAAAAAGAGAAGCCAAAGUCUCAACAACCACAGCAACAGCAAGCUCAAAAAGAGACCGACAGCAAGAUGGUGGAAGCGUGA